AUGACGGAUAGUGCAUCAAAAAUUCAUCGUAUUCGGUUAUGGCUCGAAGACAUAAAGAUUACCAGUCGAGAGAAUCAGCCCUUUCGCACAGAACUGUGGCCAAGACAGUCAACGCAGGAGAUUAAAGAUGUGAAACUAAAUAUCAAGAAAAAACCAAAACGAAUACGUAAUGCGUAUACGGCAGAACAGCUAGCGAUAUUAGAAAAAGCAUAUAGCGGCUACAAAUACAUCAAUCCAACAAAUCGCAAAGCAAUGUCUCAAGCUUUAAAUGUCAAUGAACAAUGCAUAAAAAAUUGGUUUCAAAACAGAAGAAUAAAAGAAAAGAAAGAAAUCUUAAUGAACGACGAAAAUCGUCUGAACGAACGGGAUAGUAAUAAAGUUACUUUAUCGUCGUCUAUACCAAGAUAUGAAAUCAAAAUAUGUAAUCCAAGUCAAGUUGCUAAUUCAACUACCUGCGCAAAUGAUGGCGAAUCGACUAAUAACUUGAAUCAUUUCAACCAACCACCCGUCCCCUACAGGCCUUAUUUUCAAUCAAGCGAGGUGCAGACCAUUUGUGAAUCUGGAAGUAAUUCAGUUAGUACUUCAUUGCUUCCUAAACCUCCUAGUUCGAAUUUAAGUAACACUUCUGACUUCGUAGCUAAAGAAGAUAUCAAUGAAUUACUUACUGAUUUGAGUCAGUUCAUCCAAACCAAUUCCGUUUAUUAUUCUCCUUCUUCAAAUCCAGGACAGAAGAAUUAUGAAUCGAGUAGUAGCUCAAUUACUGGUUCAUUACAUCCUAGUUCUCAAAAUGAAAUCAGAAUAAGUAGUUCAAAUUUGUAUCGUUCAUCUGACGUCAUUGCCACUGAAAAUGUCAAUGACUCAUCUGUUAACUUUGGUCAGGUUUUUCAAUCGAAUACCUUUUACGAUCAUAAUCAUUUAACUUCAUGGGAAGAACAAAAACGAUGCGAAUUAGGCACUGGUUCAUUAUCUGCUGUAUUUAAUAAUGAAACCGAAAGAUAUAAUGUAUAUGCAAAUAGCGUAUCUAACUCAAAUAUUAGCGAAAAUAUUAAUGAGUCACGUGUUGAAUUGAAUCGGGAGAACCAAUCCGAUCUUGUUUAUUGCAAUCCUUAUGAAUAUGAAGUACAGCAAAGCUAUGCUCACAAUUCUUAUGAUAACCAUUAUACAUACUCAACUCAUUCUUACCCAUAA
Messenger RNA from Spodoptera littoralis (African cotton leafworm), 1188 nucleotides. NCBI's taxonomy places the organism in Eukaryota, Metazoa, Arthropoda, Insecta, Lepidoptera, Noctuidae. The record is from the annotation of a GenBank genome assembly.